AUGGACAAAAAACUGGUGUUGGCUUUGUUUUCUUUGCUACUGGUGGCUGAAAUUCAAGCCCGUCGGCCUGGCAACCGAUUCCAUCAGAAACACAACCAUGCAAAAGAAAAGCAGAAUGAACAGAAAGCAAUUGGUCAGUUUAAACAAUUUGUCAAUCCACCGCAAAAGUGUCUUACAUCAUUCCUGCAGAAAUUUUGCCCAAAUCAAGUAGACGACUCGAAGGACCACGACCAUCAAAAUGGAACAGCAUCUAAAUUUGCUGCAAAGAUUCCGCUAGGUUUCCCAGAAUUCCAAGGACUUUUAUUAAGUUCUUUUAAACAAAUGAUUACUGAAGUCGCUACAUUCGCUCAUGGUUAUUUAACUCAAAAUAGCCAAGAAUCAUUUAAUGAAUUUGUAGUAAACACGACGACUAGUAUUAUGCUGAAUUCGGGUGAUCAUUCAGAUGAUGAAGGGGGACCAGCAAAAAGGAAAAGAGUCAUAUUUGGCAGAGAAGGUGGAGACCAAGUAUUUCAACCUGUGCAGCAAAUCUGCAAUUAUAUUGGAGUUCUUUACUCCAUAUCUGUACAAUGCGUAGAACAUGAUUGCUCCUGGCAUCCCGAGGAGUUAAAAAAACCAAAAGCUUUAUUACCUCUAGUGAAAUUUGGACAUGACCAUGAAGCAAUCGCAAACGCUGUUCAACAACUUGCUGAAACAUUAGAAGCAAAUGCAGAUCCUAAAGAUGAAAAUAUGCUUUUAUUAGCCAACGCUAUUAGUCAUUUGUUUGAAGAUAUAACAUAUUGA
Messenger RNA from Ctenocephalides felis (cat flea), 780 nucleotides. RefSeq lists its product as uncharacterized. The coding region runs from base 1 to 780 and encodes 259 amino acids. Lineage: Eukaryota; Metazoa; Arthropoda; Insecta; Siphonaptera; Pulicidae. The transcript has 3 exons. The record is from RefSeq and is a predicted model, not a curated record.